Molecule: messenger RNA, 678 nt
Organism: Knipowitschia caucasica
Lineage: Eukaryota; Metazoa; Chordata; Actinopteri; Gobiiformes; Gobiidae
Source: the annotation of a GenBank genome assembly
AUGGCUGACAAUGGAUCAAACCACCAGGCAGAGGAGGACCCAGCAGCGGCCUUUCUGGCCCAGCAAGAGAGCGAGAUUGCCGGGAUCGAAAACGACACCGACAGCCUUGGGGCGAUUGAGGCAGAGGAUCCUGCGCAGACUACCACCAACUAUGAUCCGUUUGGGGAUGAACCUGCCACCCUGAAUGGUGACCUGUAUCAGGCAACAAAUGGACCUACAGACUCUUAUGCAGCCAUUGCCCAGGUGGAUCACCAGAGGCAAGAACCAGAAAGUUUACGCAAGUGGAGGGAAGAGCAGAAGGCACGCCUUGAAGAAUUAGACACUGCGUCUAAGGCAGCGGAGGAAGAGUGGAAGGCGAAAGCGAAGAAGGAACUGGAAGACUGGCAUGUUCAUCAGAGUGAGCAAAUGGAGAAGAACAAGGCCAAUAACAGACUCUGUCCAAGUCUGACACGGAUUGCUGACAAGGCUUUCUACAAACAGCCCAACUCUGAUGUUAUAGGAUUUGUAGCAUCCGAGGAAGCUUUUCUGGCAGAGACGGAUGGUGACUGCCCUGGCACUGAGUGGGAAAGAGUAGCACGUCUCUGCGACUUCAAUCCCAAAACCAACAAACAGGCAAAGGAUGUUUCUCGAAUGCGCUCUGUCCUAAUCUCUCUUAAACAAACUCCUUUAGUUCGCUAG